AUGACAGUGAGCGAGCCUGAGCAGAAUUUGGAGCUUCUGAGGCGGCGAGUGCUAGCGAAUUUGUCCAACAGAACAAGCUCUGGGCUUGCCAAGGUUCGUCUCAACAACGUUGAAAUGGAGCAGGUCCAGAUAUACAAGAUGUUGGAGAACACCAUCAAAUUCAACGAGGGUAAGUCCUGUCUGGUGAUAGGUCCUCGCGGGAGCGGGAAGACGACCAUGGUGAACAAUGCGCUACUGGAUCUCCAGGAGAAGUUUCCGAACAUGUUUUAUGUGAUUAGAAUCAGUGGAUUCUAUCAAAGUGACGACAAGAGCGCGAUUAAGGAGAUUGCAAGGCAGCUUGAUUGGCAUUUGCUCAGGCAUUCGGGCAACUGGAGCGUUUCGUUCGAACGGUUUUCUGCCAACGAAACCAUGAACAGUGUGAUGAGCGUUCUGGACGGCAGCCAGCUGAUGGAGGGGAAAGAUCAGAAUGGAGACAACGACGAGAUGCAGAUGCCUAUUAUCUUUGUGAUCGACGAGCUUGACAGGUACACAAAUGAUGCCAAACAGACACUAUUGUACAAUCUAUUUGAUGUGGCUCAGUCUUCGUCGAACUCUCACGCCGUGGCCGUCAUUGGACUAACCACCGUCACCGGUGUCCGAGAGCAGUUGGAAAAAAGGGUAAAGAGUAGAUUCAGUCAGAAGGUGAUUCAGCUGACGAAGCCCAGGCAGCUGGCGGAGUUCUGUGACAGCGUCUACUGUAUGAUCUCUGUCGACCCUGACGACUUUGAACCGUUGAUGUUCGAUUUGGCGCAGAGAUACAAUGCACACAUGAAAGUGCUACUUGGUGGGCCAAGCGAGCUCCGCAAGCUGGUUGUCCACAACUUCUACACAGUCAAAGAUCUUAACAUUCUCAAGAGCCAGCUAACGCCUUACAUUGCGAAAAUGGACAUGACUACAUUUUCCGGGGGGCCGAUCCCUAAUGUGAACACCAACAACCGCAGCUUUCAAAUUUUGUCGAGCCUCAGUGAGCUGGAAUUGAAGCUCGUCAUCUGUGCCGGCCGUCAGCUGCUCAAGAACUCCAUGGACCAGGUCAAUUUCAACAUUGCAUACGAGGAGUUUGAGAAAAUCUCGAGCUCCCAAACGAAUACGCUAAAUUCGCAGCUUCAAACAAUGGGACGCGUGAAACUCGAUUCGGCACACCAUUCACGGGACCUGAUGCUCGCGUGCUGGGAGCGUCUCAUUCAUUACGGACUUCUGGUGGAGCCGAUCAGGCAGAUCAAUGGAAUCAACUCGAGUUUCUACACCGGAGGAGAAUCAAAUAAAAUGUUUCAUCUGGACGUGACGGUAGAGGACGUCGCGCGGCUUUUCCGCCAUACAGAUUGGGUCACCAAGUGGUGCAGAAUAUAA
Molecule: messenger RNA, 1386 nt
Organism: Ogataea parapolymorpha DL-1
Lineage: Eukaryota; Fungi; Ascomycota; Pichiomycetes; Pichiales; Pichiaceae
Product: Origin recognition complex subunit 4
Exons: 1
Coding region: 1-1386 (461 amino acids)
Biological process (GO): DNA replication; DNA replication initiation
Cellular component (GO): nuclear origin of replication recognition complex; nucleus
Molecular function (GO): ATP binding; DNA replication origin binding; ATP hydrolysis activity
Source: RefSeq, a predicted model, not a curated record